Somion occarium is the source of this 2912-nucleotide messenger RNA. NCBI's taxonomy places the organism in Eukaryota, Fungi, Basidiomycota, Agaricomycetes, Polyporales, Cerrenaceae. The record is from the annotation of a GenBank genome assembly.
CCCCGUCAACUGCUCCACGCCUUAUUAACCAUGGGCGACCGGAGUUACUAAUGCGGGGAAGAGCAACAUGCUGCUAUCAAAGUACGUAGCUGGGCAUUAAUUCAGCUAAUUGACCAUAUGUGCGUCCUUUGGCUUUACUAGAUGUCUCACAUUUUUCAUGUAUAUACUCAACGCCAACCAGCAUUCUCAAAAGUGUCCUUGUUUGUUGAUCAACCGGACAGACUUGCGAUCUUGCAGUACUCUAUGUACGAGGUUUUCAUCCGACCAGUAAGCGCUGAUUCCAAAUCGGGUUGUGGUUGUCGCGUUCUGGAAGUUUCUCCAGGGUUCUCGAAAUAUCCUCAAGGAACUGCGAUUCACGAGCGUACGACGACCGACGCGUACGCGUCGGCAUUGCUGAGCAAUGCAACAUACGCUUUAGUAUAAAAGCUUCGCAGUCUGAGUCCUCUUCCAUCUCAUCUUCCUCAUCAACCACCAUCAUCAUGCUCGUCUUCACAACGUCUCUUCCCACCAUCCAGUCGCAAUACGCGGAUUACCAUCGUCCUGCUUCAUCAGUACCACCCGACUACUAUGCCGAUGCAGUCGCUGAAGCUGAAUACCAACUUACCGUCGCUCGUGCUCGCGCUGAGGCUGCUCGACGUGAAAUGGAAUAUCAGGCGCAGUUGAGGCAACAAACUGAAGUUCUAUUCGAUAGGGAAGCUGCGGUGCUUUCGAGCUACCCUCACGCAUGUUUUCAAGAAGUUGUCUGGCCUGCUUCGUCCUCCAUUCGUGCUCAGAGAGAAGAGAAGCGUAGGCAGACCUUGCUUACUCAGCAGCGCCAGAGAGAACAAAUGAGGGCUCAAGCACUCGCUCGUCAGCGUGCUGAGCGCGAACGGCGAGUCCAGGUUCAACGCGAAGCACGUCGCGUUCCACAGCACACGGAACAGCUUUUAGCUCUGGUUAAGUUCCUCGCGAAGUUCGGCGGACAAGGUCAACAGCCAUCUGUCAAUACCCUGUCGCACCCUGGUACAUCCCAGGUUCCCCGCGUUUACAAGCAGAAUACCUCUAGACCCGCUGGCGCCCGAUUCCUUGUAAAUCCUUCAGCCACUACACCGAUAGUGAACGCCCACAAGGUACCACCAGUCGACGAGAAAGGCAAAGCUCGUGAGACGCCUGCGAUCCCUCUCCCUAAGUCUGUUCCAGUUGUAUCUUCGAAGUCCGUCCAGCCAUUUCAACCCACAGUCGCGGACAUUCUCAAGGAACGGAAAGAUUCUGAAGCCGACAGCGAGAUCCGGGAAGCUCUCGAUGGUCUUCUCAAGGCGCUUUACGGUCUCGGUGCUUCUGCAGAUUCAAACGUAAACGUGAAAACUCCAUCAUCCCCACAGGUACACUCUUCAUUAGACCCACUUUGUCGCUCCGAUACUGAGUCGCGAUUGUUCCAGAACGAUGAGGUUGUCAAGUCUGCUGCCGCCGAUGUCAAGGAAGAUGUACCCGUGACGGAGCCUGCUUCGAUCAAGCGCACCCCAGCUAUUUCUGCAGCCACAGCUGAGAAGAUUCGGGAAGUCUUCUAUUCCCGACGCGCACGUAAACUAUCACUUGGUGCUAUCAAGGAGAUCGAAGAGACUCUCCGUUCUCUUGAGUCGUCGUUUGUCUUCCCGUCCCAACUCGACUUCACUCCUUCUUCAAACGGCUCCGAAUCCGCCUCCGACUCUGAAGGGAAAUCUCCACUUUUGUAUACGUCUAACAAUCGGCCUAUCCAUACGUUCCAGCAUGCAUUGAAUACACUCUUGGAGAAGUUGGAUGCUGUGGAUAGUCAUGGCGACUUGGAGGUGAGGGGAAGACGUAAGGAGGUUGUGAUUGAGGUCGAACGAGCCUUAAAGGAGGUUGAUAGGAAGGUUGAGGAGAGUCGUGAGAGGGCUUCGUUGGCGGAGACACCGGUCUCGCAGGAGUCUCUUUCCUCUUCUGAAGAACGAAUUCCUGAGCCUGUGGAAGCUUCCUCAACAUCAGCGCCUGAUACCCAAGUAGAUGUCGCUGUUCAAGAAGCUCUUCAUACCAGCAACGCCGAUAUCGUUACUGAGGCUACUCCUACUUCGUCACAAAUACCCGAGAAUUCCAUACCCACCUCCACUGAGGAUCUGCUUCCCCAACCCUCUCUAGAAUCCGAUACCCGAGCGCGGAAGACUCAAGCGGGUAUACCUAGAGAGAUCCCUUCGCCACUUGAGACAACGCCAGGGGUCGAGGAUGUCUCAGCAGUUGUUAAAUCUUCAACAGUCGCACCCAUCCAGCCCGAACUCACUCUUAAGGCUGAAGAUGUUGUCCCUUCCUCUCCUGCAGGCAACGACAACAACUCUCUCGAUGACGCUGUUCCUACUGCCACCUCUCCGCGAGAAGUCGAGAAAGUUCUUCCGGUAACUGAGGAAUCACAAUUAGGAGUGACAUCGUCUUCUAGUGACCUUGUUAUCCUUGUCUCUGAUACUAAAGACGAUACAUCUUUACCCCCUCAAAGUACGAAUGCCGAUACCCCAUCAGAACCGAUUACUUCGUCGACGCCUUCUUCACCUUCAUCACCGUCUUCCCUUUCCGAGUCCGACUCUCCCAACAGUUCUGACAACGAGACUGCGUAUCUCCUUCAAUCCUCUCCCAUAGCUGACCCAGAACCCCGUAAAUCUACUGCAAAGAAGGAUACAGAUGAUGAUGAUAUUGAUAUCGUUCAGGUUGAAGAGGUCUCACAGGGCGUUGUGGACGUGGAGGGUAAGGAGGGUAAGGAGGAGGAGGGUAAUGAUAAGGACUCGGAUGGGUGGUCGGAAGUCGAGGCAUAAUCGGACAUGGACUUGAUUGGACGAUUGGUUUCUGUGUUUGUUUUCGGGCUGUACUUAUAUACCUAUUAUAUAUCCCUAUAAUAUGACUUUCGUUCAUCUGAUGUGAUUGUGGUUCUU